Molecule: messenger RNA, 1149 nt
Organism: Adineta ricciae
Lineage: Eukaryota; Metazoa; Rotifera; Eurotatoria; Adinetida; Adinetidae
Source: the annotation of a GenBank genome assembly
AUGAUACAAUCGAAUCAUUCAACAUCAGCAUUCAAUUAUUACUCAAAUAAUCAAACUUGUCAACUGUUCUAUUCGAACGUCACUUUCAUCUAUGUCCAAUAUCAACUGAAUACCGUUAUUUUAUUCGUUAAUCAAUCAAAUCUAGCUAUUCAGUUAGCAAGAUCAGUCGUACGACCAACAGUGUGUCCAUCCGCUGUUUGGAAUCCCAAUGGCACUACUAUUGCCGGAUCAGCCAGUGGUAAUAGUGGAUCAUCUUCAUCACAACUCAACAAUCCAUUCGAUAUCGCAGUCGAUUCAGCACUGAGCCUGUAUGUGGCCGAUUAUUCAAACUAUCGUGUCAUGAAAUGGAUUAAUGGCAGUGCUAAUAGUACAGUUGUCGGCCCACAAUUAGGCUUCGGCGUCGGUCCAGAUACACAACACCUGCACAGUGCCACAGCACUUUAUUUAGAUUCGACGGAGUCAAAUCUGUACAUAGCCGACACGCACAACUGUCGCGUUCUCAAGUGGAAUAUGGUAUCGAACAAUGUCACAGUGGCUGUCGGAGGUUCAGGGUGUGGAUCUUCAUUGAACACUUUUUAUUGGAGUGAUGGGAUAUAUGUUGAUCGGUUCAGCAAUAUCUAUGUUUCGGACUGUAACAAUGAUCGAGUACUCAAGUUUCCUCCUAACUCGACUUCUUCCACACUGAGUGUCAUAGUCGCUGGGACUGGCACUGCAGGUAGUGCGUUGAAUCAACUAAACACACCCAGUGGUAUUUUUGUUGAUGAAAGUGACAACGAUACAUUGUACGUUGUUGAUCGCUUGAAUAAUCGAGUGAUGAAAUAUCGUGCUAAUGAUACGAAUGGAACAGUGGUUGCUGGUGGUAAUGGUCUUGGUAGCUCGUUCAACCAAUUGUACGAUCCACGAGAUGUCUAUGUUGACUCGUUCGGUACAGUUUAUGUUAGUGACACUGCAAAUCACCGAAUCAUGAAAUGGGUGAAAAAUGCAAAAAAUGGAACGUUGGUAGUGGGUGUGACUGGUGUGACUGGUACUACACCGUCAAGGCUGAACAAUCCGUAUGGAAUUCGUUUGGACAAAAGUGGAAACUUGUACGUUGCUGACUAUACAAACGAUCGCGUUCAACGUUUCACCAUUGACAAUAGUUCUUGUUAG